AGAAAAGAACACCUGGACCCUAAUCCUGCGUUUCUCCCGCUCGCAGACUCGCACAGCGCCUCCUUCUACGGCGCUUCCUUGGCAGACAGCAGCUCAGUCCUGCGCUUCCUCUCACGGACAGCAGCGCAUCCUCCACGCGUCACUUCACCGCGUUUCCUCAUCUCGCGGCAGCCUCCCCCUGCCAGUGAGGGUUUCCUCCGCAGCAGCCUCCCGCACCAGAAGGUCCAGCACUGUUAUUCAACACGCGGAGAUCAAAUAGCUUCCUGCUCACGGCUUAAAGAACUGUGCAAUGGUGGCUUAUUCACUUGGGAAGGCAAUGAUGCCGGACUAUGAGCCUCUGCAAGAGCUUGUCAAGCACCACCUUGAUUCAUUCGAUCAUAUGGUGGAGUCAGGAUUGGAGACCAUGCUUUUGCAAAUCAAGCCUGUUCGAGUCUUUGAUCCCUUCACAAAGAGGGAGCUUCGAAUUUCAUUUUCUAAGCCAGAGCUAUACCCACCACAGAAGGAACGCAUUUCAAGGACAAUGCGUGAAGCUCUAUAUCCUUUCGAAUGCAGACAAGCUAAAAUCUCGUAUACGGGAAAGUUUUUGGUUGACGUCUGUUUUCAGUAUGAUGGCGGAGUUAUUAUAAGGGAGAAACUUUUUUUUGGGCAGUUUCCUGUAAUGUUGAAGUCAAAGCUUUGUCAUUUAAGAGGCGCUGAUCCCCAAAAACUCAUUUCUUGUAAGGAGGAGUCUUCAGAAAUGGGUGGAUACUUUAUCUUGAAUGGGAUUGAGAGGGUUGUUCGACUUCUAAUUUUGCCAAAACGAAAUUAUCCAAUGAGUGUGGUGCGGAAUUCAUUUCGUGAUCGGCAAGAAGGAUAUUCUGACAAAGCAGUUGUCAUAAGGUGUGUAAGAGAAGAUCAAUCUGCUGUAACAGUUAAAUUAUAUUACCUUAAUAAUGGAAGUGCAAGACUUGGGUUUUGGAUGCAAGGGAGGGAGUACUUGCUUCCAGUUGGCAUUGUUCUUAAGGCCCUUGUUGAAACAACUGAUCAUGAACUAUAUGUCAGUUUGACAUGUUGUUACAAUGAGAAAUAUGAGAAGGGAAAGGGAGCAGUUGGCACUCAGCUUGUGGGUGAAAGGGUGAAAAUUAUUCUUGAUGAAGUUCAGGGCCUCUCUCUUUUCACUCGUCGUCAAUGUCUUGAGCAUAUUGGAGAGCACUUUCAACCUGUUAUGGAUGGAUUAGAAAAUGAAAAUUAUUCCAUGGUUGGAGAUGCUGUGCUAAGAGAUUAUAUAUUUGUUCACCUUGACAACAAUUAUGACAAAUUCAAUCUGCUCAUUUUUAUGCUGCAGAAGCUUUUCUCAUUAAUAGAUCAAACUUCUGCCCCAGACAACCUAGAUGCCUUGCAAAAUCAGGAAGUUCUACUGCCAGGUCACUUGAUUACCAUUUAUCUUAAGGAGAAACUGCAAGAAUGGCUGCACAAGGCAAGGCGUCUUAUUCAGGAUGAAAUCAAUAACAAAAGCAAAAAUUUUGAGUUCAGCAGCAAUGCUGCAGUAGCAGAUGUCAAAAAGGUAAUGGAAAAAAAUCCUGCAAAACAGAUCAGCUCAGCCAUUGAAAAUAUGUUGAAGACAGGAAGACUGGUCACACAAUCUGGUUUAGAUUUACAGCAGCGGGCAGGAAUGACAGUUCAGGCAGAAAGGCUAAAUUUUCUCCGCUUUCUUUCGCAUUUCCGGGCUGUUCAUCGUGGGGCUUCGUUUGCUGGUCUCCGCACAACAAGUGUGCGGAAGUUGCUGCCAGAAGCUUUUGGUUUUCUCUGCCCUGUACACACACCGGAUGGUGAGCCAUGUGGGUUGCUGAACCAUUUGACUUCCACUUGUCGGAUCACAUCAUACUUUGAUUCAAAAGGAAAUAUUAGAGAUUUUUUCAAGAUGCGGAAGGCCAUUCUCAGUGUUUUGAUUGGACUUGGGAUGACACCUUCACUGCCAAAGCUUGUGCAAGCUGGCCCUCCUGAAGUUCUUUAUGUUAUUUUAGAUGGUCGUGUGGUUGGCUCAUUUCCUACUAGUGAAGUUGAGAAUGUUGUUGCCCAUUUACGUAAGCUAAAAGUGUUAGCAGCUACAGUGAUACCUGCUGAUCUGGAGGUGGGAUAUAUUCCUUUGAGCUUGGGUGGAGCAUAUCCUGGUUUAUACCUGUUUACAUCUCCUUCUAGAUUUAUUCGACCAGUUAGAAAUAUUUCUAUUCCUUCUGAGGAUGGUCAUAAUAAUGAACUAAUUGGGCCAUUUGAACAGGUCUAUAUGGAAAUAAGAUGCCCUGAUGGUGGAGAUGGAGGAAGGAAAAACAAUGUUCCUGCCACUCAUGAAGAAAUCCAUCCAACCGGCAUACUUAGUGUUGUUGCUAAUCUUACACCUUGGUCAGAUCAUAAUCAGAGUCCACGAAAUAUGUAUCAGUGUCAGAUGGGAAAGCAAACAAUGGGUUUCUCUUCGCAAGCAAUUAAUUGUCGUGCAGAUCAAAAGCUAUACCAUCUUCAGACUCCUCAAACCCCCAUUGUACGCACAAAUGCAUAUGAGAAGUACCAAAUAGACGAAUUUCCACUAGGGACAAAUGCGAUUGUUGCGGUUUUGGCAUAUACAGGAUAUGAUAUGGAGGAUGCUAUGAUUUUGAAUAAGUCAUCUGUGGAUCGUGGUUUUUGUCGUGGGCAAAUAUAUCAGACUGAAACUAUUGACUUGGCUGAACAAAAAAGCAAGUUGGACCGUAGCCAGAGAGUGUUUAGAAGAAGUAAUAUUGAUAAGUCUGCUCAUUCUUUGAUUGAUUCAGAUGGACUACCAUAUGUUGGGCAGAUGAUACAACCAAAUGAUCCAUACUGCAGCAUCUAUGACAUGAUAAAAAGUGCAACACAUACGAACAAACUAAAGGGUUCAGAAUCUGCCAUUGUUGACUAUGUUGCUGUUGAUGUUAAAAAUAAAAAGGAUCUUCAAAAGGUAAAUAUUCGUUUUCGACGUCCUAGAAAUCCUGUUAUUGGCGAUAAGUUUAGCAGUAGACAUGGCCAGAAAGGAGUUUGCUCUCAGUUGUGGCCGGAUAUAGAUAUGCCAUUUUCAGGAAUUACAGGAAUGCGUCCAGAUCUUAUUAUUAAUCCCCAUGCAUUUCCUUCAAGGAUGACAAUUGCCAUGCUUUUGGAAUCUAUUGCUGCUAAGGGGGGUAGCUUACAUGGAAAAUUUGUGGAUGCCACACCGUUUGCUAGCUCUGUCGAUAAUGCUGAUAGAGAGCCUGAAAAUUCUGAAUCAAGCUCACUUGUUGAUGAACUUGGUUCUAUGUUAACCUCUUGUGGGUUUAAUUAUCAUGGUGUAGAGGUAUUGUACAGUGGAGUGUAUGGGACAGAACUUGCAUGUGAGAUUUUUAUAGGACCUGUUUACUAUCAACGACUUCGGCACAUGGUUUCAGACAAGUUUCAGGUUCGCUCAACUGGAACAGUAGACCAGGUCACUCGACAGCCUAUUAAAGGAAGAAAGCGUGGUGGGGGUAUCCGUUUUGGAGAAAUGGAACGAGAUUCCAUGCUUGCUCAUGGUGCUGCAUAUCUGUUACAUGACAGGCUCCACACAUGUUCUGAUCAUCACAUAGCAGAUGUGUGUUCCUUCUGUGGAAGCAUUCUGACAACUUCAUUCAUCCAGCCCCAAAAACGAGCAGUGCGAGAGAUUGGGGGGCUACCCCCUGGAAGAGUCCCCAAAAAGGUUACUUGCCACAACUGCCAGACUAGUAAAGGGAUGGAGACAGUUUCGAUGCCCUAUGUUUUUAGAUACUUGGCUGCAGAAUUAGCAGCUAUGAACAUAAAAUUGACCCUCCAGCUGAACAAUGGAGCAGGAGCCUGAAACCUACUGUAUAUCAGAGUAAAGUUUCUGUUGGGAAUUGAGGUUCAGCGAGUUGGGCAACAAUUUUGCUAUGAUUCUUAACAUGAUAAGAGGCAUAUCCAGCUUGUCUGGAUAUUGGUAUAGUGUCACUUUGUAACUUAUUUUUGUGGUAGGAAUUUGGAUAAUUUUAAUGCUUUGAAGCUACUCCAAACAAUGUAUUUAUAAUUUUGUAAUAAGAAAUUUUCAUUCAUUUUAGAAGUAAGUUAAGAGUUGGUUGGUCAGCGUUGUAUACUCAAAAGA
Malania oleifera is the source of this 4111-nucleotide messenger RNA. Its product is annotated as DNA-directed RNA polymerase I subunit 2. Gene Ontology annotation, molecular function: DNA binding; ribonucleoside binding; DNA-directed RNA polymerase activity. The record is from RefSeq and is a predicted model, not a curated record. Gene Ontology annotation, cellular component: nucleus; RNA polymerase I complex. The coding region runs from base 290 to 3832 and encodes 1180 amino acids. Lineage: Eukaryota; Viridiplantae; Streptophyta; Magnoliopsida; Santalales; Ximeniaceae. The transcript is spliced from 28 exons. Gene Ontology annotation, biological process: DNA-templated transcription.